AUGAAAGGGGCCGUCUGCUUUUUUAGGCUCAAGAUCCCCCCUUCCGGCAACCGAUGCUUGGCCAUGGGUUGCGGCGCGAGCACUCAGAAUGUGUCGCACCACAAAAUUACACUGUCCCAGCUCAUCCCUGCCCACGUGCCAUCACAACAGCAUGCUGAUGUAUGUCUGGAUCGAGGGACGGCCGACCCUAAUGCCGCAAAGUACGAACAGAGCUCAUCCAAGGAGGAGCACGAAGAGCCGGGGCCUGUGGUCCUGCAUGGUCGUUCAUCGAGUGGUGCAGUGGAGGAGGAGUCGGGUGAGGAGUCGGGUGAGGACAAAGACAUCUGGUCUUCCUGGAGUUCACGCUGCUGGCGGGAUCGCCCAAGAAUCCCAGCAAAUGCCUCCCUGCCACCAGAUCGCCGCUCACAUGCCCGCCAUCUUAGGAGGCUGGUUGAUUUUCGCCGAGAGGUGGAGCGCGCACCCAAGACCUUUGCGGAGAUGGUGUACUUGCACCGAUCACAAGUGAGAAAUGUCAGAGUGCUCCCUGACGACAGGAAGGGUCAGCAAAGCUGA
Molecule: messenger RNA, 552 nt
Organism: Symbiodinium natans
Lineage: Eukaryota; Dinophyceae; Suessiales; Symbiodiniaceae
Source: the annotation of a GenBank genome assembly